CCGCCUUGUAUGGCGACAGGAAGCGCCUCCACUAUCAAGUGAUUUGCUAGUGUUUAGAAAAGUGAAGUAAGGCCGAAGUUAAAUCGAAGGAUUUGAUCGAAGACAUUCGCAAGUUUAGUGUAAAAUCUAUGUGCGACCUACCUCGAAUGUGGUUUGAUACUAAAUAACCAAGUGAAAAACAUGAUUUCGUUCAUGCACAAAAUGUAGCAGUAUAGCCUGUUAACGUUAAAGAAAACGUCAAGAAACGUGCCAGGCCAUGGCCAUGGCCCAGGGAAGUGAGGUCCAGUACGAGCCGGUGGCAGAGAUCGGAGGCGGUGCGUACGGGACGGUGUACAAAGCUCGGGACCUGGAGAGCGGCCAGUUUGUAGCUCUGAAGAGCGUUCGCGUCCAGACGGACCAAGAUGGCCUCCCCAUCUCCACAGUCAGAGAGGUGGCCCUGCUGAAGAGACUGGAGCAGUUUGACCAUCCCAACGUGGUCAAGCUCAUGGACGUGUGUGCCACCCUGAGGACGGAUCAGGAGACUAAAAUCACCCUGGUGUUUGAGCACGUGGACCAGGACCUUAAGACCUACCUAGAGAAGGCUCCCACCCCAGGACUGCCCCCCAGCCGCAUCCUAGACCUGAUGCGUCAGUUGCUGCACGGCCUGGCAUUCCUCCACUCGAACCGCGUGGUGCACCGGGACCUGAAGCCAGAGAACAUCCUUGUCACCAGCCGUGGUCAGGUGAAGCUAGCCGACUUUGGACUGGCAAGGAUUUACAGCUGCCACAUGGCCCUCACUCCUGUGGUGGUGACUCUGUGGUACAGGCCUCCUGAGGUCUUGCUCCAGUCCACCUACGCCACGCCUGUGGACAUCUGGAGCACGGGCUGCAUCUUUGCUGAGAUGUUCCGACGCAAACCAUUGUUCUGUGGAGACUCUGAAGUGGACCAACUGGGAAAGAUAUUCAAUGUGAUUGGCCUGCCACCUGAGGAGGAGUGGCCUGUUGACAUCACCCUCUCACGACACAACUUCAGUCCAAUCAGCCCCCGCCCAAUCACAGACUACGCUCCUGAGAUCAAUAAACAGGGGACAGAGUUGCUGCUGAAAAUGCUAACUUUUGACCCUCUAAGAAGAAUCUCUGCCCUGAAUGCUCUAGAACAUCCUUACUUCCAGGAGGAUGAGGAGGAAGUGACAAAUGGUUGAAAUGCAGUUAAUGACAUGGAAGGACGGUACUGUGAGGAAUGGUAACCCUGACUCCAUUUUGGUGUACAUUGUCAUUCAGUGCAUUUCAGGCCAUGUUCCUGUUGUGGAUCCUUUUUAUCUUACUACACAAGCUAGACACACCCAGUGGACCACCUGGAGAAUGUAAGGAGAGAAGUGGGGUUUUAGGACCAAUAUGGAUAUGAACCUGAAGAGGGAUUGACUCUUUCAUUCCCCAAGUGAAACGUGCACCCACACAUACAACACGGAAUAACUGUCCUGAGUCGUUAAUAUAUUAUAGCUUAAUGUAUUUUUGUAAAUUCACACAUGAACACAGUAGCUAAGUGGCAUUUGUUGAACAGGUUUACGGGCCAAAUGUGUUUCUGUACUAAGCAUCCCUCCCAGUGUAUCAGUGCUGCAAAGACUAAUAAAGCUGCUCCAAUCUACUAAAA
This is a messenger RNA of Coregonus clupeaformis (lake whitefish), 1629 nucleotides long. Its product is annotated as cyclin-dependent kinase 4. Gene Ontology annotation, molecular function: cyclin-dependent protein serine/threonine kinase activity; ATP binding; cyclin binding. Bases 257 to 1180 code for a protein of 307 amino acids. Lineage: Eukaryota; Metazoa; Chordata; Actinopteri; Salmoniformes; Salmonidae. The transcript is spliced from 8 exons. The record is from RefSeq and is a predicted model, not a curated record. Gene Ontology annotation, biological process: G1/S transition of mitotic cell cycle; signal transduction; regulation of gene expression. Gene Ontology annotation, cellular component: cyclin-dependent protein kinase holoenzyme complex; nucleus; cytoplasm.